Molecule: messenger RNA, 420 nt
Organism: Prosopis cineraria
Lineage: Eukaryota; Viridiplantae; Streptophyta; Magnoliopsida; Fabales; Fabaceae
Product: salicylate carboxymethyltransferase-like
Exons: 2
Coding region: 83-331 (82 amino acids)
Biological process (GO): methylation
Molecular function (GO): S-adenosylmethionine-dependent methyltransferase activity
Source: RefSeq, a predicted model, not a curated record
CAUCAAUAAGAAAUCAUAGAGAGACAAGGAGAGAGAAAGAAAGAGAUACCAAAAAUGGAGGUAAGUCAAGUGCUUCACAUGAAUGGGGCGUGGGAGAAACAAGGGAAUCAUAGAAGAAGAGGAAGUGGAUUCAUUCAACAUUCCCCAGUACACACCAUCCCCAUUUGAAGUUGAAGAAGAAGUAAUGAAAGAAGGGUCAUUCGUCAUCAAUCGCAUUGAGGUAUCUUCAGUGACUUGGAUUAAUGCUUACAAUAAUAAUGACUAUUGGACUGAAAUGGACAGUGAUCAGUUCAGUACUGUGUCUGAAGCAUAUGUUAUACAAUUAUCUUGAAAUAAAUUACGCAUCAUUAAGUGGGUAGCAACUAGGAAGUUUGAUUUAUAGUCCAUGUAUAUGUAAUAAAGGUUAAUCUUUAUUAUCCU